AUGGCUCCGAAAACCACUACCGCAACUAAGCCUGCUACCGAUAGAAAGCGCAGAGCUGGUAGGAAGGAGACUUUCAACAGCUAUAUUUUCAAGGUGUUGAAGCAAGUGCAUCCUAAGACUGGUAUAUCCAAGAAGAGCAUGAUGAUCAUGAACUCCUUGGUGAGCGACACCUUCGACCGAAUAGUCUCCGAGGCUGGGCGACUUUGCAAGUAUAGCAAUAAAGGAACUCUGUCUAGCCGCGAGAUUCAGACUGCGAUCCGCCUGGUUCUUCCAGGUGAACUCGCUAAGCACGCCGUUAGCGAGGGAACCAAAGCAGUGACCAAGUUCACUUCCGCCUAA
Perkinsus marinus ATCC 50983 is the source of this 339-nucleotide messenger RNA. Its product is annotated as histone 2B variant 2, putative. The coding region runs from base 1 to 339 and encodes 112 amino acids. Gene Ontology annotation, biological process: nucleosome assembly. The transcript has a single exon. Gene Ontology annotation, cellular component: nucleosome. Gene Ontology annotation, molecular function: structural constituent of chromatin; DNA binding; protein heterodimerization activity. Lineage: Eukaryota; Perkinsozoa; Perkinsida; Perkinsidae. The record is from RefSeq and is a predicted model, not a curated record.